Molecule: messenger RNA, 2703 nt
Organism: Pelobates fuscus (common spadefoot toad)
Lineage: Eukaryota; Metazoa; Chordata; Amphibia; Anura; Pelobatidae
Product: serine/threonine-protein kinase N2-like
Exons: 17
Coding region: 1-2682 (893 amino acids)
Biological process (GO): protein phosphorylation
Cellular component (GO): nucleus; cytoplasm
Molecular function (GO): ATP binding; protein serine/threonine kinase activity
Source: RefSeq, a predicted model, not a curated record
AUGGAGGAACUAGUGAAAGAACUUCCUGAUAGCCACCCCAGGAAGAGUAUUACCACCGAGGAAUUGUUCCUCAAUUCUGACAUAUCCAAGCCCACAGCACUAACGGGUACCCUGAAAGUGCGAGUAAAGGGUUGUCACAAUAUUCUUGAGAAUGUACCUGGUAGACUAAAAGACCCGUCAGUUGUUCUCCCAGGAAAGAGGACACGUCGAGGAAGAUUCUCAUUAAUGAGCCGGAUCAGACGAAACAACCGUGUCUGCAGUCAGAACAUCCAAGAGACUGUUGGCUUUUCCAACGAGGUCCGUGCUCAGCUGAAGAUUGACCAGAUUCCAGUGGGUUCAACCAGUUGGAAAACUGUGUCUAAUCCAUCCUGGAAUGAGACAUUUAAACUGGAGUUAAAUAAGUCUCGGGAGUUAGAAUUGUCUUUAUAUUGGCACGAUCGGAGAUCACUGUGUGCCACAAAGACGCUGAAGUUGGAAGAAUUCCUGGUGAACCGGAAGCAGGAACUGUGUCUACAGCUGGAGCCACAGGGCACCCUUUUCAUCAAGGUGACAUUUUCCAAUGCUUCCAUCCAGAAAAGGCCAAAACUUCAGACAAUUCAGAAAUUCUUCUCCAAAAAACAAGAAGAGACCUUCCAGCCCACUGCAGAGGAGGAUACAGCUAUUGAUGUCCUUCCAUUGCCAGUAUCAGACACUGAGAGCGUGGUUCCAUCACCACCAGCUGUCGAUACCGAUGCAGAAAAAAACAUCAAGUCCACAUCAGAGGAGGAUAUAACAUCUGACGUUCUUCCAUUGCCAGUAUCGGACACUGAGAGCGUGGUUCAAUCACUGCCUACUGUCGCUAAUGAUACUGAACAGACCAUCCAAUCAGCUUCUGAGGAGGAUAUAAUAUCUGGCAGUCUUCCAUUGCCAGUAUCGGACACUGAGAGCGUGGUUCCAUCACCGCCCGCUGUCGAUACCGAUAAUGAAGAGAUUAUCCAAUCAGCAUCUGAGGAGGAUAUAGUAUUCAGUAGUCUUCCAUUGCCAGUAUCGGACACGGAGAGCAUGGUUCCAUCACCGCCCGCUAUCGAUACCGAUACUGAAGAAACUAUCCAUUCAGUAUCUGAGGAGGAUAUAGUAUUCAGUAGUCUUCCAUUGCCAGUAUCGGACACGGAGAGCGUGGUUUCAUCACCGCCCGCUGACGAUACCGAUACUGAAGAAACUAACCAAUCAGCAUCUGAGGAGGAUAUAAUAUCUGGCAGUCUUCCAUUGCCAGUAUUUGACACUGAGAGCGUGGAGUCAUCACCGCCCACUGACAAUACUGAAUCACAAGAGACCAGCCAAUCGGUGUCAGAGGAUGGAGCUAUUGACCUUCUUCCAUUGCCAGUGUUUAACACUGGGAGCCAAGAGUCAUCAUGGUCAAUUAGCGUUUCUCCUGUAGUAACAUCGGACACUGAAUCUGAACCAGAAGAGUCUCCUGUUGCAUAUCAUACAUCUUUUUGCAGCGAUCAGCCAGGACAUCAUAUUAAGAUCCCAGAGAGUCUGUAUCGGGAUUCUGGAGCAGGCCAAGAUUAUUCUAGGGACUACACUUCAAACCAAGCACCAUGUAAUACACCUCAGCAUGAUGGCAGAGUGUCCAAUCAGGAAAACAGUGUCCUUCAAUAUCCGCAACAGUCUCAGGACCCACGCAUUCAGCGAGGAGUUCAACUGAGCCUCGAGGAUUUCCAAUGUCUCUCUGUGCUGGGCAGAGGACACUUUGGAAAGGUUCUACUUGUUGACUACAAACGUACAAACACCACGUUCGCCCUAAAAGUCCAGAAAAAAAGGAAGAUAAUUUCAUCUGAUUCUAUCGACUGUCUUAAAUAUGAGAAGAACAUCUUUCAGACCAUAAGCCGCAUACGACACCCAUUCCUUGUGAAUUUGUUCGCAAGUUUCCAGACUGAAGAUCUUGUCUGCUUUGUGAUGGAAUAUGCCGCUGGUGGAGACCUAAUGUCAACUCUUAAUAACAACAUGGCAGCUUUUACAGAAAGCAGAGCUAUGUUUUAUGCGGCCUGUUGUGUGCUCGGCCUCGAAUUUUUACAUCAGAACAAGAUUGCUCACAGAGAUAUUAAAUUGCGGAAUAUCGUUGUAGACAAGGACGGAUAUGCCAAAAUUACAGACUUUGGUCUUAGCAAACAAGGGAUGGGAUUCAUCGAUAGAACCAACUCUUUCUGUGGCACACUGGAAUACAUGGCGCCGGAAGUAUUUGAGAAAAAUCCAUACACAAGAUCUGUUGAUUGGUGGAGUCUGGGCGUAGUAAUUUAUGUCAUGCUGUGUGGAAGGUUUCCCUUUACAGGUAAAGACAGAGAGAGAGAGAUAUCGUAUAAGGUUGUUAACACUGAACCUGACUAUCCGGAGUUCCUGUCUGUAGAAGCGUUUUCAAUAAUAAAAAGUUUUAUGAAUAAAAAUUCCAGAUCCCGUCUAGGAGCCAGGAUUGGUGCCAGUGCUGUCAAGAAACAUCCUUUUUUCAAAGGAGUAGACUGGAGUGCGUUACUUUCUAAGAAUAUCAAAAAUCAGUUUGUACCAUCCAUUGCCGGACCAGAGGACGUCAGUCAUUUCGACAGAGCUUUUACAACACUGGACCCCAUUCUAACACCACCGGAAGAAUCACCUUUAGAAGACCAAGACCUGUUCCAAGAUUUCGACUGGGUGGCCGAUUGGAUUUGAACAUUGAGGCAGAAAAGGAUG